This is a messenger RNA of Schistosoma haematobium, 1955 nucleotides long. RefSeq lists its product as uncharacterized. The coding region runs from base 1456 to 1794 and encodes 112 amino acids. Lineage: Eukaryota; Metazoa; Platyhelminthes; Trematoda; Strigeidida; Schistosomatidae. The record is from RefSeq and is a predicted model, not a curated record. The transcript is spliced from 8 exons.
UCAACCAUUUUAGAUAUACUUCUCUAUCUGGUCUGUUGAUACCGGUUUAUUUGGUCGUCAUUGUGCUUUCCAAAUUCUUCGACUGUCAGGAUAUCUGCGAAAACCCUGAAUUAGCGACAUAUGAAAAUGUGACUUCAGAAAACGGUUCAUAUAUAUAUUCUCAUCAUUAUUACUACUCACGAACAAUACGUCACUAUCAGCCGUAUCCAGUUGUUAGUGACAGUUUUAAAAAAUUUAGUACCACUCAGGUGAGUUGACUACAUUUUCUAAUGGAACUACUAAUUCUUAUGUUUGCAUCUUUUAAGGAUGUUAGACCGAAAUUUUCGUUUAAAUUUUACGGUAUUAACGUCACUACAUUUAAGAUUUCUCGUGAUGGUAAGAUAAUUUUUUUCUUCUACUUGAAAUUGUUAUUGAGUUUUGUUGAUCACAAUUCAUUCCAUGAAUCAAGUUUGCUAGAAUUUCUUCAAUGAAUCAGUUUUAUGCGUUUUCUGACAUUCAAAACGUUUGAUAGAUUCCUUUUUCUUCUUGUUGAACUGAUCAAACUUUCGAUGUCUUACAGCAAACUAAUUAAAGUUCACGAAAUUCAUUUUUGUCUCCAGUUCAUUUCAAACCAUUUCAUUCAUCCAUUAUAGAAUUUCAAGCAAAUUGUAUGUUUUCAUUGAAUAUAGGCAAAAUAAAAAUAUUCGGAGAAGAAAACAUCGGAACGAUACAUAAUUUUGUUAACGGCAAAUCUUUUCCUGAAUAUGAGAUGGUAGACAACAAUGAUUUCAUUGCUGUCAAAUGGUAUUUUAAGUUAUGGGUUGGCGAUACAAUUAAGACAGUCAAGAUAACUAAUGUGAUACAUUCCAAUGGGAAGAUAUCCCUCUAUUAUGAGAACGUAAGUUGUACAAUUGAAUUGAAAUAAAAUUUUGUUUCAAGUACUAUAAAUUAACCCACUCUUUCUUGCGUAUCUAUAAUGUCAAAUGUAUCAAGAUACAUUGAAUACGACAGAAAGAGAUCAACUUUUGUAAUGUGCAAACGGACUAUGUGACACUAUUAUUAAUCAUUUAAUGACACACACUUUAAUGUACUACUUGCUAAAAACAGUCAAUAAUUAGAAGUGAAGAGUCAUCAAAAGAAACGAUGAUGUCUCUUAACGACAGAUAAGGACAAACAGUGUACUUUAGAUUACAGCGCGGAAACAGUCAUAUAAUGACAAGAUUUAAUUCGUCUUCUGGAGAUAAGCUGUUCGGAAAGUACAUUGCAGAAUAUUCUGAGGGAUUUAGUGUUUAAACUGUUGAUCGUUUCACAGUGUGAAUGUUUUUGAAUGUCAGUAUUUGAUACUUCCAAUACUUCUUUUCAGAUCCCCACGGAACAAGAGAAAAGUCCACUGACCUCUCAAAUUGAAGGUGUUUUUCAGUGUGCAGAUGAGAAAGUAGUUCAAAUAGAAACACCCGACGAUGGUUAACAAGUGACAUGUCAGUGGAGAUUGAAACUAUCGAGGGUCAACAAAAGAACUUGACUGAACUAAACUCAAUUGCACUUAGUUGUUCAAAACACGAUUCCAUUGAAAAAUGCCAAAAUGCGACAACAUCAAGUGUGAAAUGUAUCUGGUAUGCAAAAGCUAAUAUGUGCAUUAACAGCGAUGAUAAUGAUGUUAAAAGCACCACUUCAGGAAUAAAUGGACACAGUAAACAUAAUAACACACCUCGUUACUUGCAUAUCGUGAUACCAGUAGUCGUCGUCGUCGCUUUCUGUGUCAUAUGCAUCGGUUGUGCUAUUUGGAUGUAUAAGAGAAAGAAGAGUAAUCCAUGAUUUACAGAAAUGUUUUAUCGUUUGUUUUUAUUAUUUUGAUCGAGUUGUUUUAUUCUGUAUUUCAUCCGGAAACUUCUUUACAUUUUGUUACGCCUUUCAAUUAUUUGAACAAGUUUUAUACCAUUUUCUGUUUGUUAACGUAUCGACUGAAGUCAUUCUGG